Molecule: messenger RNA, 994 nt
Organism: Paramecium sonneborni
Lineage: Eukaryota; Ciliophora; Oligohymenophorea; Peniculida; Parameciidae
Source: the annotation of a GenBank genome assembly
CUUCUGUAAAAAUAUCAGCAAUAUGAAGAAUAUAGGAAUCGAUCUUUUUGUUGGAAUAGUAUCAAGUAAAUAUUAUUUAAGAAGUUUAGGUUGUGUAAAUACAAUAGUUGGUUACCCAAUGGAUUUUAUAAAAACAAGAAUGCAAUUAUAGCAGAGUAAAUAGGGUACGUUGAAAUCAAUUAUUAACAUUAUUAAAAUGGAAGGUCCCUAAGCAUUCUAUAGAGGUAGUAUAUUAAAAGGAUGAUAUGAAAUAGGGGUAUCUAUUUAACUAUUGAACAGUGUAUUUGCAGGGUCCAUUUAUUUCACUACAUAUGAAUAAAUUAGGAGAUAAUUUGAAAAAUAUGAUAAUUUACCUAGAAAUAGUUAUUUACCAUUAUAUCAAACAUUUCUAGCAGGAUCUAUGGCUGUAAAUUGAAUUAUGAAUCUAGGGUAUAUGUAGUGAUUUAUUUGCUAUUCCAUUUGAAUAUACUAAAAUUUAAUCUCAAAAACAAGAAAUUCUUAUAGGAACUAAAGUGAGAGGACCUCUUUUUAUUUUAUUUGAUACAGUUAAGAAGCAAGGAAUUAGAUAGAUAUAUAAGUAAAUUAUUUAUUUACCUUCAGAGGAUCUUUAUUACAAAUAAUUAGGGAUUUUGUUGGAUGUGGUUCUUUUUUUUUAGCUCAUUCUGAAACUUUGCAUUUUUUUACACCUCCUGGCAAAUCUAGGAAUGAAUCAUCUUAAACAGGAAUAUUUAUAGCUAGUAUUGCUGCUGGAUUUGGUUAUUGGGUCAUAAGUUAUCCAUUAGAUAUUAUAAAAACAAGAUAUUAAGUUGACAAUUAGAAGUAUUUAUAUCUUAUAAUUAGUACCCUUAAUAUCAUAAAAUAAAUAUAUUUAUAAGGAGGAAUCUUAUAAUUCUAUAAAGGAUUUAAAAUCACUGUCCUUCGAAGUAUUUUUGUCAACAUAUUUUAAUUAUAUACCUAUGAAAAUUUAAGAAGAGUUUGUCAUAAAUAUGGUUGA